AUGGACUUGCAUGACGAAGCUCCGUUGCUCCUCCUCCACGGACCUACAGAUUCACGCUUCUUUAGCACUGUCUCCCGCUUCCCUCCCUGCCCGCAUCCUCCUCAUCAAAGCACUGCUCCCCGCCUUUCUCCGCUUCACCUUAUCUCUGCGCCUACUUCUCCUUUAGGGACUUCCGGCCCACAGCUCUGUGAGCGUUUGCGCUGCAGAGAGCGCUCACGAGGGGGCGGGGAAUGGGGACUGCUGAUGGGGCUGGCGGAGGCUAUAGAGGAUGUGUUUGGUGUUGAAGAUGGCGGGGCGGUGGUACGGUGGAUAUAUCGCCAACCCCACAGGAGUGGGGGGGGGGGGCUGAAGGGGGGUGAAGGAGGGGUUGCUGCUGGGGCGGGCGGAGGUCAUAGCUAUGAUGCACCUGUUCCUCCUACUCCAUGUGUGGCCCGCGGACUUCUGCCACUUCCGUCGCCCACGCGCUGUCCCUUCCUCUCCCCUUCCCACCUCCCCCAUCCUUCCUGCCGUGUCCCCACCAGCUCCGCACAGUACCUGCUUCUCGCGUACCGAUUUCUGCCCACAAUCCCCCACCUCUGCAACAUGGGCGCACUGUUCACAGGAACCCGCGGCUUCCAGUGCACUCCUUCCAGGGCUCCACCGCACCUUCCUCUCACCACCCUUACCCUCUUUUCUUUCCUCCUCCACUCCUCUCUUCACCAGCUUCACACCUGCCUCUCCUACACCCACUUCUGGCCUACUGAAACCACGCUCCUACGCCCCGCACCUGCUUCUCCCCACGCCAUCUUCUGCCCCACGGACUCCCCCACCAUACCACAGGGCACGGGCGCACUGCUCACCCAAGAAGAGGUUGCUGCCAUGGCAGAGCUGCACGGGAGCUGCAGGCGAAGCUGGGUGAGGCCCGCUGCUGGGUUCCCCGUGGCGGUUUUUGAGGAUGGCCGGGCAGAGGGAGGAGGAGGUGCGUCCGAAGUGAGUGAGGGGUGGUUAGCUGGGCUGUAUGAUGCUUCUGUGUCACUCGUAGAUCACGGGUGA
This is a messenger RNA of Closterium sp. NIES-65, 1032 nucleotides long. The record is from the annotation of a GenBank genome assembly. NCBI's taxonomy places the organism in Eukaryota, Viridiplantae, Streptophyta, Zygnematophyceae, Desmidiales, Closteriaceae.